Messenger RNA from Miscanthus lutarioriparius, 330 nucleotides. NCBI's taxonomy places the organism in Eukaryota, Viridiplantae, Streptophyta, Magnoliopsida, Poales, Poaceae. The record is from the annotation of a GenBank genome assembly.
AUGGCCCAUUCAUGCCGCCAAUGCCGCUGCCCCAGAUGUCGGUGGGCAUGCAUCCGAACUGCCCGCCACCGGCUUUGUUCGGGUCGUGGGAGGGGUUCGGCCCUCGGCGGCUCCCAUGAUUUUGGGCAACCGAUGCUCCCCAAUGAGGCGAGAACGAGGCCCCUGCCGCCUCCGAAGCCGAGGCAUCAGCUCCAGCUGCGCGAGAUCGCGCCCAGCGAGAGCUCUGAGGUUCUUUCAUCAGAAAUGAAGGUUUCUGGUGUGAAGAGGAAGGCAGAUGCGAGUUAUGCAACUACUAAACCAACAAAACUACAGACUGCUGCCAGGGACUAG